This is a messenger RNA of Eublepharis macularius, 1455 nucleotides long. Its product is annotated as la-related protein 6-like. Gene Ontology annotation, molecular function: mRNA binding. The record is from RefSeq and is a predicted model, not a curated record. Lineage: Eukaryota; Metazoa; Chordata; Lepidosauria; Squamata; Eublepharidae. Gene Ontology annotation, cellular component: nucleus. Gene Ontology annotation, biological process: RNA processing. The transcript is spliced from 3 exons. Bases 1 to 1455 code for a protein of 484 amino acids.
AUGUCCUCAUGCAAUCCUGCAAUGACGGGCUUUGACUCCCAGCUGAAAUGCAGUGCACCAGUCCCCAUACAGGGGAGCCCUUUCUCUGCUCUCCAGUUUCUGCCGCGUUCAAGCCGCUCUUUUCCCUUGCUGAGCCAAGAGGAAUUUGUGGACACCUUGGAUGGAGAUUUUCUGCUUUUGCCGAACAGGAGUCCUGGUCUGCUUGAGAGUGGCAUCUCUUCCAUGCCUGACUUGCAGCUGGUCAAAAGGAUUGUGUCUCAAGUAGAGUUCUACCUCUCAGACGAGAACUUGUCCAAGGAUGCUUUUCUCCUGAAACACGUGCAGAAGAACAAGAUGGGGUUUGUGAGCAUCAAACUCCUGACAUCUUUCAAGAAGGUGAAAUACUUAACCAGAGAUUGGCGGGUGACCCUUUAUGCGCUGCAGUUCUCAGAGGCGCUGGAAGUCAAUGAGGAAGGUACGAAGGUGAGGAGGAGAAAUCCCAUCCCAGAGUUUCUUGUGAACAUCCCUCCAAGCAAGAUGCUUCUGGCCUGGAAUGUCCUUCCACAGGAACAAGCCAUUUCCACUUCACUCCUGUUCCAGACAAUCUUUCUCAUCAAGAUAACUAAGCUGUUCAGCCCCUUUGGUGACAUAACCAGCAUUCGCAUCUUCCGGCCUGGCAAGAAGCUACCUUCUGACUUGAAGAAGUAUGUCUCCCGGUAUCCUGAACUCUUAACCAAGUGUUGUGCUUUGGUAGAAUAUGAGAGUUUGGAGAGCGCACGGAAGGCUUUUGAAGAGCUUUGCCACAAGCAGGUGGUCGGUCAUGGAGAAGCCAUCAAAGUGGUCAGCCUGUCUGGAAGGGGUUCCAAAAAGAAGGGCAUGGUCAAUCAAGAAGAUAGUGAGGAGACAGAAGAAGUGGAGAAGCCUCCUGGGAAGUGGGCUAAUGUGCUAUCUGAGGGCCUCCAACACGCCCUCGAAGACUCCUCCUUCUACAGCUCUUCAGAGUCAGACAGCACUCCAGUUCUUACGCCGAUCCUGCCCCGGAAUUUCCUCUCAGCUCCUGUCUGGCCCACUAAAGUCCUCUCCAGUUCUACUAGCCUGGUCCUCAGACCAAACUUCUUCAGCAUGCCCUACAUAGGCCCCCUCCCACUUCAUGAGUCACUGGCUAAGCCACUGUUCUCCUUACCUCUCUCUGCUCCAGAGCUGGGCCAUAGUGCUUCUGAAUUGCAAAGGCCAUCCGACUCCUGCUGGCAUAGUGGGAUGGGCUCUGGGAUCUUGUGGGCCUCGAAGCAGAAAGGUCAGGCCUGCAACCAACCUAUCCAAGGAAAGCCACAGCUGCUGAACUCGAUGGCUCCGACGAAAAGGAUGUUGGGAUCACUUGGUGCUCGGCUGGCAGUGAUCCGCCUUCCUCAUGGGCCAGAUGGCACCAAGGGAUUCUACAAUACCAUUGGGAGGGGGAAAUUUGUCUUACAACUCUAA